Messenger RNA from Anolis carolinensis (green anole), 4769 nucleotides. It is a transcript of the gene pxdc1, whose product is annotated as PX domain containing 1. The record is from RefSeq and is a predicted model, not a curated record. Bases 567 to 1262 code for a protein of 231 amino acids. Gene Ontology annotation, molecular function: phosphatidylinositol binding. The transcript has 5 exons. Lineage: Eukaryota; Metazoa; Chordata; Lepidosauria; Squamata; Anolidae.
AGCUGAUAGAGGGAGCUGCGCUCUCCCAGGGUGGGAUUCGAACCCGGCAGCCUUCAGGUCCAGCAACCCAAUUUUCAAGUCACAAGGCUUUAACUCACUACGCCACGGAGGGCGCAGUGAAAGCCUUCGACAACGUAUAGAGAGAGUGUUUGUGAAGAGUGUGUCUGAGGAGAGAGUCGUGUUGUGAAAAGUGUGCGUAUGUAUGUGAAGAGAGCGUGUGUGUGUGGAGAGCGCGCCACAAUCCAAGCUUCGAGGGGUCCAGUCAGCUAGUCGACGGCUCCUGCGCCUCGUCCCCUUCAGCUCCAGGCUUCGGAGGCGUAGCGACUGAGGCGAAGAGGCGCAACUGUCAGCGGAGGAGGAGGAGGAGGAGGAGACAGACAUUCUUCCCUCCCUGCCUCUCUCGCUCCGUCCCUCCUUUCCAAGCGGCCUCCCUGGGCGCGCCCAUCGACGGACAGACAACCGGACGGAGAGGACCCCCUCCCCGCCUUCUUUCCCGCCUUCCUUCCUCUUUCCUUUUCCCCCGGGCGGCGACGUGGUAUGCGCGCCCUUCGCCUCCGCCGGGCGGGAUGGCCUCGGCCGUGUUUGAAGGCACUUCGCUGGUGAACAUGUUCGUGCGGGACUGCUGGGUGAACGGCAUCCGGCGCCUGAUCGUCAACCGGCGGGGCGACGAGGAGCAGUUCUUCGAGAUCCGCACCGAGUGGUCGGACCGCAACGUCCUCUACUUGCACCGCAGCUACGCCGACCUGGGCCGCCUCUUCAAGCGCCUCCUCGACUCCUUCCCCGAGGAUCGGGCCCAGCUCUCCCAGUCCCCGCUGCUCCAAGGACUUAUCACAAUCAAAGAAUCUCACGACAUAGAAGCCAGGCUUAAUGAAGUAGAGAAGCUUCUCAAGAAUAUUAUAAAUAUGCCUUGGAAGUAUUCUCGAUCUGAAGUUGUCCUCACCUUUUUUGAAAGAUCUCCUUUAGACCAAGUGUUGAAAAAUGACAACGUUCAUAAAAUUCAGCCAAGUUUUCAAAGUCCAGUUAAAAUAUCAGAAAUUAUGAGAUCAAAUGGAUUUUGUUUAGCCAACACUGAAACCAUAGUUAUUGAUCACAGUAUACCAAAUGGUAAAGAAAAACAUUUGGAUGUCGACGAAGCAGAUCAUUUGUUUGACACAGUUAGUGAAUUUACCUCGGAGCUUGAGGACAGUGAUGACCCAACAGCUUAUGUUACCAACCUGUCAUAUUACCACCUGGUUCCGUUUGAAACUGAUAUUUUGGACUAAGACUGUCUAGCAAGCUUGGUGGCUGACAUCAGGCAGAUGUCUUCCUUGGUGACAUUUGCCAUCCUAGAACUUUGCACUUGUCAUGCCCAGAUUCAAGGUAAUGCGAUGCAAGGCAGGAAAGGGCUAGCUACAAAUAUGCAUCCUGAAGCUGGAAUCGGUGCUUGGUUCUUCCCUGGGUAUCUGGAAAGAAUGCAGCUCAUUUCUGAUGGACAAAGGAACUUCUGUUAUUCCAGAAGGAAUGAAAUAAGGACAGCCCUCAGGGGGAUAUAUGUUGCAAAUAUGUAAGGACAUAACCUUAACAAAACUUUUGAUGAUUCGAAAAUCCGUGGCUCCAGUUCUUACUGAUGUACAGUGACAUUUGCAAAGACCAUCCACAUUUCUUCUUUCUCAAGUGCUCUGGGAUCUGUAAUGAUCUUUUGACACUUUUUUUUCAUUGAAAGGCCUUCUGUGUUCAGAAACCAGUGUUUUCCUCCAUUCCUCAGAGUGACAAUGUGUAACAGUUGUCACAAUGGUGCAUUUGCUGAGACAGACCCAGAGUAACCGAUGCCUUAUGUCAUACGUGCCUACAGGAAAUAAGCACAUACAUGGGAUUGCUUGAUUUAACUUAUUCUAAAGCAACGGGUUCAUUUAAUCAUCUAAGGGCCUGAAUUUUUCACUUGAAAUGAUAAUCAUGCUAAUGAAAGAAAGCAAAAAACAAACAAUAGAGGAAACAAACAACAUACAGCCUGGGAUGGUUGGGAUGGAAUAUUAAUUUUCAAAUAUUUUGUCUAAAUUUUGGUUAGCUUUUAAAAAAUGUCAUAAUUUCCUUUCCCACCCCUCAGUUAUGAAAUGUUGCAAUGUUUACACUAAAGGGGUAUCUAUUCAUAUUGAUUUUGUCUCAAGUGUAACUUGGAAAAAUUGCUUCUUUUGGACUACAACACCUAGAAUAUGGAUACUGGUUCUCUUGAGCAAUGGUUCUCAACCUGUGGGUCCUCAGGUGUUUUAGCUUAUGACUCCCAGAAAUCUCAUUCAGUUUACUAUCAGUUAGGAUUUCUGGGAGUUGAAGGCCAAAACAUCUGGGGACCCACAGGUUGAGAAUCACUGCUCUAGGGGCUAGAAUGUUGGACUUGUGUGUCAUAAGAAGACAGAUAUGUUUCCCACAUGCAUUUCUUCCAUGGUUGUAAUGUGGGAAUGAGAAAAAUGUGGUCUUCCAAGUGGUGUGGGGUCACAACUCCCAUCUAUCCUAACUAUUGUAACGAAUGGUGAGGGAUUGUGGGAACUGCAGUCAAAUGCCAUCUGGAAAUUCCCUCAUUCAUCUUUCCAUGCAUAGAUCCUCUGGAGGUUCAUAUCACUUAGUUUUACAACAUGAAGGUGCCAAUCUAUGUUUUAAAAAGCAAUUCUGCAUCUUACAAAUAGGCAGGAUCCUUGUAUUAGUAGAGAUUAUUUUCAACUGCAGCUGCAGCAUGUGCUUUCACCUUAUAAUGAAUGAAAAGUUUUUUAUAGCAGUAUGGCAUUAGCAUUAACAGGACUGACCCAAGAUUUUUUGUUGCCUGAAGCAGGGCAGUGUAUAAAUCCCUUCUCAGCGAAAAUUGAGGUGCAUAGUACCUAUAACCAGCCAAAUUGUUCUGGCAGAAGAGCCAGAAAUGUUUAAGAAGUGCCUCUUUCCAUCGCUGGCAGUAAAAUAAGAAACUAAAUAACCAAGAAAUUGCUGGGGGUUUUUUUUAUGACACCUAUAACAUGUUGCUCCAGGGCACAAUUAAACUGUGCCUGAAGAAACAGCCAGCCCUGAACAUUAAUGCAACAGUCCUGGAGAACAUGGAGAAUAUGUUCAUCUGCUAAAUUUGGAACAUGGCAGCAAUCCCUCCAUGGCCCAUGAUUCACACUUCUGAGUUGCACAGAAAUAGACUUUGAACAUGUCUAUAAGGACUGUGCAAAGCUAUAAUGUGCCACCGUGUUGCUCACGCUAGUUCUUAGUUUGCAUUGUAGAAUAGAUUAAAAAUGGGGCUGGUCCCAAAUAUUAUGCUGCCUGAGAUAGAUCAGCAAAUGCCCUCUUCCCCGUCAAGAUGCAUAGCUGUGAAAGCAAGCCAAAUUAUUAUUUUGUUACAUAAGGCUGAAAAUCUCACAGGCAGAUCUCACACAUCUCUAUCAGUAUAGGAAAACAAAGCAUGGAGUUAACAAUUUGCUCCUCUUUCCUUCUUAGGGUCGCUGUUUUGAAAACUGAAGGUGAAUCCUUAGCUUUAAUGGUUAUAUAGGAGAGGGAAUUUCAGAAGGUAUUGCUUGUGAUACAUGCAGGUAUUAAGCAAUACCUGCUGAAAUUCCCUCUUCUUCACAACCAUUAAAGAUACAGGAGCCCUUUCCUGUUUUUAUUCCAUCCAUUCUACAUGAAGCCACCCAAAAUCUGCUUCCCAAGAGAGCCACUUUGCCUAAAAGUAGGGCUGGCAAAAUGGAAUAAGUACAAUGUGCUUUAAGAGCUGCAAACCUGGGAGAAGCUUGAAUGUCAUGCCUCCUUUUGACCAUUCAUGCUGCAUUGAGAAGGAGAGACUAUGACAUGUUAGUAAGUGUGAAUAGCUAGGAAGAGCCCAGAAGGUCUUCUUUGCUUUUGAUAUCUGCAGCUCUUCAUCCUGGUCAUAGCGUAGGAGAAAAGGGUGAGUAGUUCUUGUGGGAAGUGGGAUAGAGGCCAGAUACCUAGACAUGAAGCAGAGAGGGAAACAUAGAUGGAGAAAGAGUAUAGUGGAUCCUUGGUAUCUGCUGUGGUUUGCUACCAGGACCACCUAUAGAUCCCAAACUCCAUAGAUGCUCAAGUCCCUAUACAACAGAAUAAUAGAAUGACAGCCCUUAUAUAAAAUAGCAUGAUCAGGAUUUAAUUUUAAAAAUAUUUUAAAGCCCUGGAUGCAGAAUCAGUGGUUAUGGAGGGAUGACUGUACUGGCUCUGCGGCUUUAAUAAUGUCUGAUAAAUAGUGUGACAUGAGCACUUUCUAGUAAUAGGAAGCAGUUGACAUAACUGUGAAAGUAGACUGUAAAGCUUUUGAGCUACUGAGUGGUUGGGUCUUGGCUCCAGCUCAUAGGAUAUUGGAGCACCUGUUUUCAGAGCUCACUCACCAUAGUUAUGACUGCAUUGUUAACUAAAAGCACAUUGACACUAUAGACCUCAGCCCCCUUGGGACUCUUGGAGACUGUAUUUCAGUUAGCAAGGUUAGGUGUCACAAACACAGAAUUUCAGCAUUCACAUCUAACUGAUCUUCCCUGGAAAGAAAGAAAAGGCAGGUAAACUGUUAGCAGUAUGGCUGCCUUACGGUGAGUGUAAUUGCCAAAACUGAUGCAUAGGAAUUGAAUACAUUCCAAACUACCUGUGGUUCCUCGGCCCCAAGAAUGGUACAUCUCUUUCUCCUGUGAACCUCAGUAUUCCUUUGUAUAAUAAUUCUUUAAAAAAUGCUAAUGUAAAUAGUAAUAAAUUAUUGAGAACCCUAAUUGUUUUACAUGAUAAGUUUCUCAUAUUUUAAUGAAAUAAAAUAUUACUCAUCAGUGUAA